Messenger RNA from Mycetomoellerius zeteki, 956 nucleotides. Its product is annotated as mite allergen Der p 3-like. NCBI's taxonomy places the organism in Eukaryota, Metazoa, Arthropoda, Insecta, Hymenoptera, Formicidae. Gene Ontology annotation, molecular function: serine-type endopeptidase activity. Gene Ontology annotation, biological process: proteolysis. The record is from RefSeq and is a predicted model, not a curated record. The transcript is spliced from 7 exons. Bases 60 to 878 code for a protein of 272 amino acids.
UUUCGUGUGUAUCAUACAAAUCAGAUUUAGAAUAAUCAGUUGACAACGUUGCGUUAAUAAUGAUGAUGAUACAAUUAUUAUUCUUAGUUCCCUUAAUCGCUGUUGAUUAUGGCGCAUCAAUGAAAUUAGUAACGAGAAUUGUAGGAGGAAGAUGUGCCGAUCAAGGUGAAAUCCCAUACCAGGUUUCUCUGCAAAUGCAAAUUAAUGGAAUUGACCAACAUAUAUGCGGUGGAGUCAUACUUGACAAGAAUUACGUGCUAACCGCUGCUCACUGUGUAUCUCCUCCCAAUGGAAACGCUUCGGAUAUGUCGGUUGUUGCGGGAACAAUAGAUCUAAAAACACCUCUUUCAAGGCAUUUGAUUCAGUCCAUUUUCGUACACGAAGAGUACAUUCCCCCAUCUUUGAUCUAUGAUAUCGCUUUACUUAGGCUUCUAAGUCCAUUAAAAUUAUCUUCUCGAAUAUGUCCCGUCGAUUUACCGAAACAAAAUCAAGCUGUCAAGGCAGGCUCGAUAGCAGAAGUAUCGGGAUUCGGAAUAAUAACUGUUGAAGGAAAGGAGGGCGAAGAACGAUUAUACGUUGUAGACAAUAUCAUAACUAAUGAGACUUAUUGUGAAGAAACGUAUAAUAGAGUAGCAAAUUUAACCAUUGAACAUUCGCAAAUCUGCGCAAAUCAUCCAUUCGUUCAAAAGGGUGCAUGCAUGGGUGAUUCCGGUGGCCCUCUUACUAUCAAUGGACUACUCGUUGGACUCGUCUCGUUUGGGCUUGAGCGUUGCACUAGCUCAAAAUAUCCCGCCGUGUUUACACGCGUCUCGUCGUACAUCAAUUGGAUAAAUGAGCAAAUGGAAAAGAUUGAAACGGAAUGUAGUAAUUUGUUUUGAUACUUAAUGACAUGUAUAAGAAAAUUGAAAAUUGAUGUGUAUAAUUAAACGCUCAAAUGUGGAUGUCAUAUGCAAAUC